This is a messenger RNA of Chara braunii, 915 nucleotides long. NCBI's taxonomy places the organism in Eukaryota, Viridiplantae, Streptophyta, Charophyceae, Charales, Characeae. The record is from the annotation of a GenBank genome assembly.
GCGCGCCGCUGUCCGACACCACGGGACAUGUUCUAGGGGUUUCGGGUGGCGUGACGGAGACUGCGCCACGCACAGGAGACAUGCCACCCCCUCGUCCUAGACCGCCUGUCGGUGAUCCAUUAUUGGCGCCCACGGGCAGAGGCUCUCGAUCCCCACACACGCCUAGGAGACCUAGGAUUCGUGACACGACAGCAGUUCAGCGGGACGUGUAUGACACGGCGUUAUUUGGCACGACAGAAAUACAUUUGGAUUCGACCUGCCGUGUCACGGAGCAUACUGCACGCCUUCAGCUGGGCUUGGGACCCCGUGGCACCAGGACGACCGCGGCGAGGGAGGUACCAGCAUCAGGUUGUGAGCCUCAGCGAGGUCGCGACAAAGGAGUGUCUACCGAGAGCUUGGAGCACGCUUUGAGAGCAGCGAUGCGUGCCGUGCAUGAGCAGACUCCACUCAAGCGUGGAGUGCCUCCUCGUCCACGCCCCGUGCUUGCAGAGGGAGGCACUGCACUUGGAGAGAAUUCGGGGACGGAGGGGUUGGGGAUGCCUCAUGGAUCCCGACGUGAGCAGACGGUUGCAGAGGCUAGUACGAGGGUUGUUGUGUUGAGGAAGGGAGGAGGCCCUGUCACCAUCGAGGAGGAUGAUCCUGAUAUGGAUGCAGCAGUGCGGGAGGAGGACGAGGACUGUGAGGGCGAGGAGGAAGGAGAGGAGGAGAAGAAGAGCGGUUCCGAUGGUGACGACGACGACGACGACGAUGAGUCCCCACCUCCCCCACCGACGCGUGCAUCUAGACGCUCCGCUGCGCGGACUUCUUCAUCCGCACGAGGGAGGAGGAGGUCGACAUCCGACACUCGAGGGGGUACAAAGAGACGGAGCGGGAAGGGGAAGAAGGCUCGUUGACCGAUGAGGCCAACACUCCGCU